Molecule: messenger RNA, 459 nt
Organism: Neolamprologus brichardi
Lineage: Eukaryota; Metazoa; Chordata; Actinopteri; Cichliformes; Cichlidae
Source: RefSeq, a predicted model, not a curated record
CCGCUAAUGUUUAUUCACGAGCUACACGUGGUUUUGGUCCACGGUAAAAGCUGGAGAAGUGAGCGGCGCACAGCGAGAGGCUUCCAGAGCAGCAACAUGUCUCUGUACCGCAACUCCGCCUGGUUCCUGAAGGGAGUGACUGAGUUCACCAGGUUCCAGAGGCAGCAGGUGGUGAUGACAGAGCAGCUGGCAAAAACUCACACUAACAUCCACUUCUCCGUCAUGCAUCCUGGCUGGGUGGAUACUCCAGCAGUGGCCAAUGCUAUGCCAGACUUUCAUCAAUCCAUGAAGGACAGCCUGCGGACCCCAGAGCAGGGCGCCGACACAGUGGUGUGGCUGUCUGUCUCUGAGGCUGCUGUCAAAAACCCCAGUGGACGUUUCUAUCAGGACCGGAAGAUGGUGUCCACCCACCUGCCUUUGGCCUGGACCCACAAUAAAGUUCCCCAGGUGAUGGAGUAA